Eriocheir sinensis (Chinese mitten crab) is the source of this 10849-nucleotide messenger RNA. RefSeq names its product E3 ubiquitin-protein ligase HECTD1-like (gene Ufd4). Bases 549 to 8624 code for a protein of 2691 amino acids. Gene Ontology annotation, biological process: anatomical structure development; proteasome-mediated ubiquitin-dependent protein catabolic process; protein K63-linked ubiquitination. Gene Ontology annotation, molecular function: protein binding; metal ion binding; ubiquitin protein ligase activity. Lineage: Eukaryota; Metazoa; Arthropoda; Malacostraca; Decapoda; Varunidae. The record is from RefSeq and is a predicted model, not a curated record. Gene Ontology annotation, cellular component: nuclear speck. The transcript is spliced from 36 exons.
GCCCACAGCCAGUCAGCCACAGCUAGCAGGAGGCAGCCAGAGCCAGCCAGCCACUCAGUCGGUGUGCAGCAGCGGUUGCGCGAGGUCGGAAGACAGCAGUGUUCUGCCUUGCCUCCCGCCGUGUGUGCGUGUGCCGGGGCGGGGGGAGAGGGGCGGCCAGCCAGACCCAGUAAGCAGCACGCCUCUGUGUGUGCCCGUACUCCUGCCCACCGCGGGGCCGUGUGCCGCACGUGUGAUACAGCCAGGAAGAACAACAGUGAUAAUUAAUUGUACGUGUGGUAGUGCAACUUGAACGCGCGGCACGGGUGUUGGAGCCAAGGCGGUGCCAUUAUUUAGGCAUGACCUCGUAGGGCGAAGUGCUGGUCCGCGAUCCUACAAAGUGUGCGGUGCUUGCGUGGGUGUGCGUGCUGUGGCUGUGCCUCGCGAUGUGCUGUCCACUAAUUUUGUGAUUCUAGUCAUUUGUGGUUUGCUACACAACACCGCCACUGCCAACUACGCAACCCUCUUCAUUGUUACCGUCACCCGUUUGUUCCCCAUACACCUCCGACAUGGAUGAGUCGAUGAUGGCGGACGUGGAUCCAGAGACGCUGCUGGAAUGGCUGCAAAUGGGCCAGGGAGAGGAGCGGGACAUGCAGCUGAUCGCCCUCGAGCAGCUCUGUAUGCUGCUGCUCAUGUCCGACAAUGUGGACCGCUGCUUCGAGAGCUGCCCUCCACGGACCUUCUUGCCUGCCCUGUGCCGCAUCUUCCUGGACGAGUGUGCGCCCGACAAUGUCCUGGAGGUGACGGCCCGUGCCAUCACCUACUACCUGGACGUGUCAGCGGAGUGCACACGCCGCAUCACCACCGUCGAGGGCGCCAUCAAGGCCAUGUGCAAUCGCCUGGUGGUGGCCGAUGUCACCUCCCGCACGAGCAAGGAUCUGGCGGAGCAGUGCAUCAAGGUGUUGGAGCUGAUCUGUACCCGAGAGGCUGGUGCAGUGUUUGAAGCGGGUGGCCUCAACUGUGUGCUGUCCUUCAUCCGGGACAAUGGCCACCUGGUGCAUAAAGACACUCUCCACUCCGCCAUGCACCUCGUGUCCCGCCUCUGUGGUAAGAUGGAGCCUGCUGAUUCAGGCUUGGCACCGUGUGUGGAAUCUCUCUCAACCCUGCUCAGACACGAGGACCAGCAUGUUGCUGAUGGAGCGCUGCGCUGCUUCGCCAGUCUGGCCGAUCGCUUCACUCGCCGUGCACAGGACCCAGCCCCUCUGGCCCAACACUGCCUCGUCACCCACCUGCUGGCACGCCUGGCAGGUGCAGCCCCCCAGCCUGCCCCAGGUGCUGCUGCUGCCGCUCCCGGUGCCCCAUCAGCAACCCCAGAAAACUCUAAACAGUCUGCAUCGGUUUCCACUGUGAUCUCUCUCCUCUCUACCCUGUGCCGAGGAUCCCCGAGUAUUACCCAUAAUUUGUUGAGAUCUGAACUGCCUGACGCCAUCGAGAAGGCCCUGCAGGGGGAUGAGCGCUGCGUGCUGGACACCAUGCGCCUGGUAGAUCUGCUUCUGGUGCUACUCUUUGAGGGGCGGAAGGCCUUGCCCAAGUCUGGGAUGAGUGCUGUGGCAGGCAGACUCCCGGGUCUCAGGAGGAUGGACAGUCCAGGGGAGAAGACUCAUCGCCAACUCAUUGAUUGUAUCAGAAGUAAAGACACUGAUGCCCUAAUAGAUGCCAUCGACAGCGGGGGGAUAGAAGUGAAUUUCAUGGAUGAUGUGGGCCAAACACUUCUCAACUGGGCAUCUGCAUUUGGCACUCAGGAAAUGGUAGAAUUUCUGUGCGAGAGAGGAGCAGAUGUCAACAAAGGACAGAGAUCCUCCUCGCUGCAUUAUGCAGCUUGCUUUGGGCGACCCCAGAUAGCCAAGGUGCUGCUGCGGCACGGUGCUAACCCUGACCUGAGGGACGAAGACGGCAAGACUCCCCUGGACAAGGCACGGGAGAGGAAUGAUGAAGGCCACAGAGAAGUGGCAGCUAUUCUGCAGAGUCCUGCUGAGUGGCUGGUGGUGUCAGAGAAUAAAGAAGGAAAGAAGACAACAGAGGAAGGUAAUACUUUAAAUACUGAGGAUACAGAAGUGGGUGAGCCACGAGGUGACGUGGAAAUGGCUCCAGUGUACUUGAGUCGCCUGCUCCCCGUGUUCUGCCACACCUUCCAGGCUACCAUGGUACACACGGUGCGCAAGGCUUCCCUCAGUAUACUGCGGAAGAUGGUACACUACAUCCCGGCUCCUCUCCUCCACCAGGUGUGUGGUGGUGAGGACGCGGCCAUCACCAGCACCACAAACAGCAGCAGCACUGCCGCCAACACUCUGCUGGGCUCUCAGCUGGUGGAGGUUAUUGCCUUAGUCCUUGGUAAUGAAGAGGAUGAAGAUGGUCACCUAGUAGCCUUACAAAUGGUAGAUGACCUGCUGAGUAAGGCUGCGCCCCUGCUGCUGGAGCACUGUGCCCGGCUGGGGGUCAUCAGCAAGGUGGGCACACUGGCUGGUCCAUCAGACCCACCCAUAGAAGAAUACACUACCAUCAAAGGGAAAGAUGAACAGCAGGAUGGUGAUGACCCAGGUAUGGAGGAUGCAAAGGAGGUUGUCCCCGGCAAGGCCUACCACUGGCGGGACUGGUGCGUGGCGCGGGGCCGGGACUGCCUCUACAUCUGGAGCGACGCUGCAGCCCUUGAGCUGUCCAACGGGUCUAACGGCUGGUUCCGCUUCAUCCUGGAUGGCAAACUGGCAACCAUGUAUUCCUCAGGUAGCCCUGAAGGAGGCUCAGAAAGUACAGAAAACCGCAGUGAAUUCUUAGAGAAACUGCAAAGAGCAAAGUCUGCCGUGAGACCCGGCAGUCCUAGUCAGCCUGUCCUUUCAGCGCCAGGUCCAGCACGGCUAGUCAUUGGGAAUUGGUCACUUCAGUGCAAAAAGGAAGGUGAACUCCACAUCCAUAACUCUGAUGGGCAGCAGCAGGCAACCAUUCUCCGGGAGGACCUGCCAGGGUUCAUCUUUGAAAGUAACCGCAACACCAAGCACUCCUUCACCGCCGAGACCUCUCUUGGCCCUGAGUUCCAUGCUGGGUGGACUGGCAGGCGAGGGAAGAGGUUCAGGUCAAAGGUGGAAGCCAUGAAGCAAAAGGUGAAAGGCUUGGCUCGAGACAUAUAUGAAAAAUACUUCAAGGCGGCACAGACCCAACCCCGAGGUGUUGUUGCAAAGCUCGGCAAUAUUGUGGCACAGAUUGAACGAGCGUGCCAGAAACAGAUGAGCAACAAAGGCAGCAGUGAAUGGUGUGAGAUUCUGCGAACAGCUGUGGAGGAUCUGGUCACAAUCCUGCAUGAGGAGAGCACAGUGUCUGCCUAUGAGCUCCACUCCUCUGGGCUGGUGCAGGCACUACUCACCCUGCUCAGCCCGGACACCACCCACCACCUCCAUGACGACAACAGACAGAUGUCCCAGAGGAGGGUCAACAAGAUGAUCAAGCAGCGGCGAAAUGUCUUCAAGAGAUGUUUCAUGGAUAAAGUCGAUGAAGAAAUGGCUUCCACCAGCUCCUCAGUGAGUCCUGGCACUCAGUUGGUUCGCAAGUUGGUGUCGGUAUUGGAGGGCGCCGAGAAGCUGCCACUCUACGUGUACGACAUCCCCGGGGCGGGUUCAGGCCUGCAGGUGCUCAGCAGACGUCUUCGUUUCAGGCUGGAAAGAGCCCCAGGAGAGAGUUCCCUGAUUGAUAGAAAUGGAAGAACAUUAAAGAUGGAGCCACUUGCUACAGUGGAGCAGUUGGAGAGGUACCUGCUCAAGAUGGUGGCCAAGCAGUGGUAUGAUUUUGACCGUUCUUCAUUCGUCUUUGUAAAAAAAUUGAAAGAAGGACAGCGAGUGACUUUCAAGAACAGCAGAGAGUUUGAUGAGAAUGGGAUCAUCUACUGGAUAGGAACAAAUGCCAAAACUGCAUAUGAAUGGGUGAAUCCGGCUUCUGUUGGGCUUGUUGUUGUCACGUCUAGUGAGGGUCGCAACCUCCCCUAUGGCCGGCUGGAAGACAUCCUGAGCCGUGACGCCUCAGCCCUCAACUGCCACACCAAUGAUGAUAAGCGAGCUUGGUUUGCCAUUGACCUUGGAAUUUGGUUCCUCCCAACUGCAUACACUCUUAGACAUGCUCGUGGCUAUGGCAGAUCAGCCCUCAGAAACUGGUUGUUCCAGGUGUCUAAAGAUGGUGUGAGCUGGACCACCUUGUACACCCAUGUGGAUGACUGUUCCCUUAAUGAGCCCGGCAGCACCCACACAUGGACCAUUCAGCCUCCUCCUGACGAGAAGACUGGUUGGAGGCACGUACGCAUCCAACAAACCGGGAAGAAUGCAUCUGGCCAGACCCACUACUUGUCACUGUCAGGGCUGGAGCUGUACGGUGUGGUCACUGGUGUCUGUGAAGAUCUGGGCCGAGCAGCCAAAGAGGCUGAAGCAAAUCUCAGGAGGCAGCGACGAUUAGUGAAGUCACAGAUGGUAAAGUACAUGGUGGUGGGGGCACGUGUGGUACGAGGCCUAGACUGGAAGUGGAGGGACCAGGACGGCAACCCCCCCAGUGAAGGGACCAUCACAGGAGAGCUGCACAAUGGCUGGAUUGAUGUAACCUGGGACCACGGAGCGUCCAAUAGCUACCGAAUGGGAGCUGAGGGGAAGUAUGAUCUGAAGCUGGCACCAGGAUAUGACCCUGAGUCACCUCAGGUGGCCAAUGUCACCAGCACAGUCACCAGCUCCACCAGUAAUGCAGCGGCCACAUCUGCACCCCCGUCCUCAGUCACCACUAUUUCUACGGCUGUCAGAUCUACUAAGUGUUUACCCCAGCUGCAUGUGGCUGGUCAACUGACUAAUGCAGAAAGUGAGAGGCUCCUGAGACAAGGGCAUGGCCCACCAACUUGCUAUCGGACAAACCUUCAAUAUUGUGGACUAUUGUCUGAUAUAUCAAGGGUUGUGAGCACAGAUGUGACACAGGGAACCAGCGUGCUGACCAGCCGUAAGUGCAGCUCCACACCCUCACUACCUCAAGCCACAACAGAAAUUCAUAAACACUCAGUUGCAGCCUCAGAACAAGCAGCAUCAGAUGAUAAUCUUACUGCCAAAGCUGCUGAGACUGUUGCAGAAAAUGUGUUGAGUGUGGCCAGCGCAGAGGCCCUGCUGAGCGUUGAGAGCAGUGGGCGAGAUAAAGGGUCUGAAUUAACAUCUUUAGUACAGUCCCUCAGCCUUAACGACCGUGAUCUCACCACUGAUUUCUCCGAUGCUAUGUCCUCUUUGGAGUCUGUGCUCAAUACCUCUGAAAUCAAAUCUGGUACGGGUGAUAUGAAUGAGGCUUUGACUGUGAUGGAUGUGGGAUUACACCCUGUGGCAGACAGCAAAUCUGGGUCUGUGGGCCAAGUUGGGAAUUGUCCAUCUGUGACAGUUAAUGAAGAAAAGUUUGGUGAUAUCAGCAGUAUAGGGAUAAGUGGCAGUGUGAGCAGCAGCAGCAGUAUUGGGGGCUUCACCAGCAGCAGCAGGAAGCGUUGCGGGGGUGUAGUGAUGGGUGAGGGUAAGAGGGACUGCACUGGCCGUUCCACCAUGUCCUCACAGCCCAUGAGUGUUAGUGUGCCCAACCUGACCAGUGCUGACUCUGAGCCAUUGACACACAGUCUACUGGAGACCUUUGCUCAGGUGGCCAGGAGACGGGGGGGGUCAGCUACCAUGCCAACGGCCUCUGGGGUGUGUGGUACAGGGGGGAUGACUCCCCAUUCUCCUAACGUGCCUGCUAGUGUCAGUAAUGUACGCACAGGGCUGGGUCAACUGAUAGGUGGGCCACCUCCAAGCCUGGCCCACCCAGUGUUCUCGCCCUCCACCCACUCCAUGUCCAGUCUGGUCCGUCUGGCCCUCUCCUCACACUUCCACCUUCCAGGACCUGGUCCAUUGAGCACAGCCCAGAGCUACCCAACCCUCACCUCAGGCACAACAUCAACCACUUCCACCACAGCCACAGGAGUUGCUGCCACCUCGACACCAAACCAACCCUCCACAAACCUCUCUUCCUUCCCUCACGGCCUCACGAUGAGUCUUACCUCCACAUCAAGUGACUCUGAGCAGGUCAGUCUUGAGGAUUUCCUGGAGAGUUGUCGGGCAAGUACUCUCUUGGCUGAACUGACUGAUGAUGAGCUUCCUGACCCAGACGAGGAUGAGAAUGAUGAUGACGAUAAUGAUGAAGAUGAUGAAGACUAUGAAGAGGAGGAGGAGUGCUAUGAAGUAACACAGGUACGAAAUGGAAAGAGAAGAGGAUGGGAUGAUGAUUUUGUUAUCAAGCGGCAGUUCCCAGCACUCAUUCCUGCGUUUGACCCCAGACCAGGUCGCACCAAUGUCAACCAGACUCAGGAUCUGGAGAUUCCAGCACCAGGCAGUGAAGAUCAGCUGUGUGACACACCAAGUGAGGUUGUGAGUGGACCGCGCCUUACCCUUACCCUGCGUGGCCCCAACCUGCCUGGUAUUCCUGAUGUCGAUGUCCCAAUUACUAAGAAGAGCUCCACUAUUUUCACUGCCGUCCAAACCUUAGUUCAUGCUGCAAACUUCCCCUCUCGACAAGAGAGAUUAAGACGAAUUUGGGAACCAACAUACACAUUAAUAUAUGGAGAAGCCCGAGAAGAUGAGAAUAGUGAGGGAGAAUCUCCUGGCGUACAACUUCUAAAUAGACGCAACUCUCGAACCAACAUUUUGACUGAAGCUGGCGGUGGCCCAACCCAAGCUCCAGCCACCUUUACCACUGGCGACCCCUCAGUGGAGGAUGUCCUGCAGCUCUUGCGCCAACUCUAUAUCCUGGCCCAUGAGGACAAGGCACUGCAAGACAAAUCUAUUCAAGCUGUGGAUGCAUUUGGAGUUCGGAGGGAAGAAUUUGAAUCAAAGAAAGUUGGAAAUAAACUUGUUCAGCAGGUUGGGGAAGCAGUUGUUUUGGCUUGUGGUGCGCUGCCCUCCUGGUGUGAAGACCUCACUUAUGCAACGCCAAUGCUCUUCCCAUUUGAAACCAGACAUCUUUACUUUAACUGCACAGCAUUUGGCCCUGAGAGAUCAUUAGUUUGGUUGCAAAGUCAGAGAGAUGCCAGUGUGGAGCGUCGCGGCGGCCUGAGAAGAGAUGACCCUCACGAGUAUCGUGUUGGCCGCCUCAAGCAUGAGCGCGUGACUGUUCCUCGUGGCCCAGACCUCCUUCAGUGGGCUCAGCAGGUGAUGAGAGUGCAUGCCAGUCGCAAAUCCAUACUUGAGGUUGAGUUCCGUGAAGAGGAAGGGACUGGCCUGGGUCCUACGCUUGAGUUUUAUGCUCUUGUUGCUGGUGAGCUGCAGCGAGCUGACCUUGCCAUGUGGCUAUGUGAUGACCAGACAGCUGACCCCAUAACACCUCCAGCUCUUGAUGGAGGAAGUGGAACUGUGGACCUGCAGAAGAGACCACCUGGUUAUUAUAUAUGUCGCCAGGGAGGCCUCUUUCCCUCCCCACUACCCCAGGACAGCAGUAUUUGUGAUAAAGUUGUUGAGCUAUUCCACUUCUUGGGCAUAUUUUUAGCCAAGACUUUACAAGAUAACAGGCUAGUAGACCUGCCAUUGUCACGACCUUUCCUCAAGCUCAUGUGUCAUGGUGAGUUUGCAAAUGUAAAGGACCGGGGCAUAGCAGGCAGCUCCAUCAAGCCACGAGGGGGAUUCAACUCCUUGCCGAUGGAAGAAGACCUCAUGACCUCCUCCAUCAUCAGUGAAGAGAGUGAGAAGGAGCUGGAGUUGGAUCCUCCCAAGUAUCGCGUCUCAGACAUUCAGCCGUGGUUCAGUGGACUGCUGACACUUGAAGAUCUCUGUGAGGUUGACCCUGGGAGAGGAAAGUUUUUGCAGCAGCUCAAAGCCCUUGUGACCAUAAAGCAACAGAUUCUCAGUGACACAAUCCUCUCAGAAGACGACCGCCGACUUCAGCUCCUCAACUUGGCCCUCCCAUCUGCCCCAGAUGCAAAGGGAGCUGAGCAGCCAGCAAUCAGAUUAGAAGAUUUGUGUCUCACUAUGCAGUAUGCUGCUCCUUCCAAGCAUGUUGGUUAUAGUGCAGUGGAGUUACGGUCUGGAGGUGCAGACCAAGAAGUCACGCUUGCUAAUGUGGAGGACUACAUAGAUCUCACUCAGACCUGGGCAUUGGAGGCAGGCAUAAGACGGCAGUUGGAGGCUUUCCGUGCAGGUUUCUCUCAGGUGUUCCCCUUGAAAAAAUUGGGUGCCUUUAGCCCAGAUGAACUGAGACUAAUGUUGUGCGGUGACCAAGCCCCUGUUUGGGGCCGUGAGGAUAUUCUAGCAUAUACUGAACCCAAACUGGGAUACACUAGAGACUCACCAGGGUUCUUGAGACUUGUGAAUAUUUUGGUUGGCCUUACUGCAGAGGAACGCAAGGCUUUCCUGCAGUUCACAACAGGCUGCUCUUCCUUGCCUCCAGGAGGCCUUGCUAACCUGCAUCCCCGACUCACCGUGGUGCGCAAGGUGGAUGCUGGAGAUGGGUCAUACCCAUCAGUCAACACAUGUGUCCAUUACCUUAAAUUGCCAGAUUACUCAUCAGAGAAGAUAAUGAAAGAGAGGCUCCUUGCAGCAACACGGGAGAAGGGCUUCCAUCUUAAUUAAUGUAUGUGGCAAUAUGUAUGAUAGAGUCAGAAGAAAUAUGUACUGGAAAAAUCUAAAAUGUGAAUAAAUUAUUAUUCAUAACUAUUAUAUAUAUAUAUAUAUAUAUAUAUAUAUAUAUAUAUAUAUAUAUAUAUAUAUAUAUAUAUAUAUAUAUAUAUAUAUAUAUAUAUAUAUAUAUAUAUAUAUAUAUCACACACACACACACACACACACACACACACACACACACAACCAUAUUUUUGGUAUAUAAGGCACACUCAAAAUUUUGCUGGUAUUUUUUUCUUUUUACUGGAAAUGUCAUAGAUCAUUUAAGACAAGACAUAUGACAUCAUCAUCCAUUCCACACCCCACAGACCGAUGAGCUCACCAGUGGCUGGUGGUGCAUGGAAGGUGCUGUGUGCAGUGGCACUGGAGCUAACAGCCUGCCAUUGGGUGUACAAGUGGCCACCAGUUUCUUUACAUUCACUGUCUUGCAUCAUCACUGAAUUUUCUUUCUGACUAGUGGUAUUUCAUGUCAUGAUAAUACAAUUGGAAUGUAUUGUAAACAUGGAAAAUUUUCACUAAUAUCUAAAAUAAUCUGGGAAGCAGCUUUGCAGAAUUUUUUUCCUGCUAAUGGGAUGCUACACAUGUGAUGUACAAGCAACCACCAGUUUUCUUGUGUGUCUGGUCACAUGUUGUCACUGACUUUUUUCCCUGACUGGUGUUAUUUUAUAAUAAGAAAGUAAUAUUUACAUUUGUUACCUGAGAAAAAUUGCUAAUAACUAUAAAGUAAUCUGGGAAGCAGUUUAGUAAGGGAAUAAUGCAGUUUAUUUGGGUCGUAUUACAGCUUCAAAACCACCACUUGCCACCAACGCCAAGCCGUCCUUGUGCCUACAGGACAUAAGUGAUUUUCUGAGUGGUUUGGAAAAAGUAGGCUGUAUAUGCCAGUAGAUAUGGUACAUACAUAUUUACAUACUUACAUAAACAUAUGGAAUUAUUUUUCCCAUCAUAAAAAUAUGGAAAUUCAUUUUAAUUACUGAAAAAUUUCAAUCAGAAUGUCUGAAGUACUGAGUCAGGUAUUUGGAAAAAGUAUGUUACACUAUGUGUAAUGUAUGUGCGUUAUUGUGUUAUUAGGCUCUUGACCAUGAAGGAAAUCAGACCUUCAAAAAUUAUCUUAAGUGCAAAUUAUGUUCAUCACAUAAUGUUUGAGGAGUUUAUGAUAUCAAAAUACAAUUUGAAAAGUACAGGUUUCGGUGUUGUCAAGAGAAUUUAAAGUAUUCAGGAAGUGUCCUUUAUCCAUAGCUUGACAUUUUUUAAGCUUAAUUGUGGAAAUGAGAAAAAAAAUGUGUUUACUUUUCUAACUGGUUGAUUCAGAGAUCUUUAUUGUCUAAAGCUGUAGUAGUUUACAAUAUUGCUAAGUUUAUGUGUGUGUAUAUAUAUAUAUAUAUAUAUAUAUAUAUAUAUAUAUAUAUAUAUAUAUAUAUAUAUAUAUAUAUAUAUAUAUAUAUAUAUAUAUAUAUAUAUAUAUAUGACAUCCAGUCAGUAAUUUAGACAAAAUAGGAUAUUUUUUGGGCCACAAAACUGUUGGUACCUAUAUAAAUAUUGUGACUAUCAAAAAGUUAAUUUUCCUAUUGACCCAGUGUAUGAAAUAUGUAAAAACUUGUAAUUGCCUUUAUUUUUCCUCCAUUUUUUUUGUCCUAACAUGUAGUAAUCAUGUGUAGGCUCACCAUGGCCAGUUGUGUUAUGUUGUCACUAUUAGCUUAUGUCUUUCUGUGAUACUGGUGUGAAGGCAUUGCAUAGAAAGCAACAUGUAUAUACUGUAAUAAAAAAAUAAAAAAAACAGGCAUGCCACUGUUAGUCAUAUAUCAAUGUAACCAAUAAAUAUUCAGGAUUUGAAGAGAAGUUUUUCCUGAUAGGUUAGCACUGUCUGGCCACUGUUAUCAGGCCGUUUUAGUGUGUAGCUUCCAUUUCCAGUCUCAGCUCAAGAACUUGUCACGUGAAAACAACAGCAAUGAUCAUGUAGUGCCUUAAAUGUCACCUCCAUCUUUAUAUUGCAUUAAUAAACAUGUAGAAAAUUAUCAGCAUAUAUAGAUGAAGUAGAAAAUUAUGCUGCUGAUUUCAUUGGUCAUAUCAGUGGACCUUUGAUAGUACAUACUUCUCAAUGUAUGGUUUGACUCCCACAGUUCCAAAGCACCAAACUUUUUAAUUGAAGUAAAUAAAAAGCUAUAUAGGCUUCUCUAGGUUGA